AUGCCGCUCAAUUUCAGAGGGGGCUUUACCCGAAUAUGGCAAAUGGUGGGAUACCACCAUGUGCUCAUGAUUUUCAUCGCGGUUGCUAUCAUAUUACUCUGCAUGGCAGCACAUGCUGACGGUCCCUUUCCCGCUUUUCUAGCCAUGUUAUUAGCGGGCUGUUCGUCGUCAUCGCCGCAAAUACCUACGAUAUUUCUUAUAUCAAUAUACUAUGAGAAAUAUACACCGAGCUUUGAUCCCGCCCAGGUGGAUCCAGGUGUGACGACGGCUAUUGCGAACAUUGUGGGAGGUACAACCAUGGAGGUUCGAGUGGGAUUCUUUGGUAUCUGCAUUAUGCCCGAGGCGGGAUCUUUCAUCUGCAAUGCCAAUGCUACGGCGCUGGCUGAGGUUGUGUCAGUUGACCAAGAUCCCCUCAAUUUGAUCUGGCUAGCGGAGAGGUUUAAGGAUACUGUUGUCUUUCCAUAUUUAAUCAUCGUCGCUAUCGUGCUCGCCUUUCUCUGUUUCAUUCUGCUCGCAACAUUUCCCGGGUGGCACGAAGAGAUCGACGCCAGCGGCUCAGAACGCGAAGUGAGACCAUUCCCGUCACGGCCAGUAUCGCAGGUUGCCUUAACCCUUAUUGGUAUUUCCUCGGUGUUCGUCCUAGUUUCAGUGCUGUGGCAACAUACCGCUUCGGUUGCCGCGAGUACGAUGGUGCAAGAUCUGGGUAAUGGCAGUAUCAAAAGCGGCGUCGGUAGUUCGGCCAUGGUUCUGGGCUGGUUUGGAUUUGGGCUUCUUGUUGUCGUAACAAUAGGGUUGCUAGUUAUGAUUCUCAGUAUCAGUAUCCUAAGCAGGUUAACUGAUGAGGACUAA
Messenger RNA from Talaromyces atroroseus, 849 nucleotides. RefSeq lists its product as hypothetical. Gene Ontology annotation, cellular component: membrane; mating projection tip. The transcript is spliced from 4 exons. Gene Ontology annotation, biological process: conjugation with cellular fusion. Bases 1 to 849 code for a protein of 282 amino acids. Lineage: Eukaryota; Fungi; Ascomycota; Eurotiomycetes; Eurotiales; Trichocomaceae. The record is from RefSeq and is a predicted model, not a curated record.